Symbiodinium pilosum is the source of this 576-nucleotide messenger RNA. NCBI's taxonomy places the organism in Eukaryota, Dinophyceae, Suessiales, Symbiodiniaceae. The record is from the annotation of a GenBank genome assembly.
GCAGGCGCCAGCGCUGGCGCGAAGACCGUGGCCGCCACUACGGGCGUUGGCGCCGGCACCGGAAAGUCCUUGAGCGGCGAGGGCGAGGACGUGCCCCCUGAGCCCAGCUUCGACCCUGCCAACGAGGUGGGUGUGACCGAGCCCUUCGGCUACUUCGACCCUGCAGGCUUUUGCAAGAAGGGUGACAAGGCCGGCUUCCGCAACUUGCGCGCGGCCGAGAUCAAACACGGAAGAGUGGCCAUGAUGGCUGCAGUGGGUGCCGUCUUCCAGCACUACGUGAAAUUCCCCGGCUUCGAGAACGUGCCGUCCGGACUUGCAGCUGUGGAAGUGGCUCCGGGCACCUACGGCUUCGCAGCUCUCUUCGCAGUGGCUGGCCUCCUGGAGUUGGGAGCUUGGACCGAGGAUCCCUCCAAGGAGCCAGGCAACUUCGGUGACCCUGCGGGCCUGAACCAGUACACCCUGGAGAUGCGCAACCGCGAGAUCAACAAUGGCAGAUUUGCCAUGUUUGCUGCCAUCGGCAUCAUUGCCGCCAACGUUUACACGGGCAAAGAUGCAAUUGAGCAGUUCGGAGCAUGA